AUGAAGCAGGUGGCAGUGGACGACGACACAGCAAUUCUUCCCCAAGAUAUCAUCACAAACAUUCUCAAACGACUUCCCGUAAAAUCCCUAAUCCGAUUUCGAUGUGUUUGCAAAAACUGGAAAAAUCUCUUCAAGACUGCAUCUUUCAUCGCUGACCAUCUCCAUCACACUGGUAGUCAAACCUCUUCUCUCCUUUUAGGAGGGGCUAACCCAAUUGUUCCUGCGUACUUGGGUUUUGUCGAUCAAAAAAUGCAAGUAUUUGAAGCUCAAAGCGCACCUCUAAUCGGUUCCUUGUUGGGUGUUAAUACCAUAGGUUCUAGCCAUGGCUUGGUCUGCCUCCAACGCAAUGAGGCUUCCAUCUUCGUAUGGAAUCCAGCUACUAGAGAGAUGGGAUUUGGGUUUUGUCCACUUGUUAAUGAUUACAAGAUAGUGAGAAUGCGUGUUUCUUCAAAUAAUGAACGGUCUAUUCGCAUGGAAGAGUCUCCCGUAUGUGCUAAGCUGGUUAAUCAAGUGCAAUUAUAUUCACUGAGCACAAGAACGUGGAAUGCAAUAGAAUUUGGGAACUUAGACUGUGUAUAUCUUAUUUCUAACAGUUUCCCUGCAAAUGGAGCUAUCUUUUGGUUUGGGUUUAUGCUAAAUUUGGGGCAGGAGGAUGAAAAUUAUGUUCAAUUGAUAGUUUCAUUUGACAUAGCAAUUGAAGUGUUUACUUUGAUACCAUUACCUACUUCAGUCCCUAAAUCACUUUUCAAUAGGCUUACUGUGCAUGAGAAUAAUCUUGCUAUGCUUUCUCACACUUUCAGUGGAAACUAUGAAUCUUCCUUGAUUGAUUUGUGGGUGAUGGAGGAGGGCGCAGGUGCGUCCGGGGGAAGAUGGAAUUGGACUAAGAAAUACAGUGUCAGCCCUUACCCAUGCAUUUUAGUUCCUUGGACUAUUUGGAGGAACGAAAUUGUCUGCAAUUUUGUACCCACUUGGGAAACUGAACGUGAAAGGAGGAAUAAUGAACAAAAUAUUGUCAUGGUCAAUCUCACUACUAAUGAAUUCAAGACGGUUGCUAUCCCAAGGAAGAGAAAUGGUUAUGUUAUCUUCAAUUAUGUAGAAAGCCUUGUACCAGUUGGCAACAACCAUAUUGAAGAGCUUUGA
Molecule: messenger RNA, 1140 nt
Organism: Prosopis cineraria
Lineage: Eukaryota; Viridiplantae; Streptophyta; Magnoliopsida; Fabales; Fabaceae
Product: F-box protein CPR1-like
Exons: 2
Coding region: 1-1140 (379 amino acids)
Molecular function (GO): protein binding
Source: RefSeq, a predicted model, not a curated record